This is a messenger RNA of Hibiscus syriacus, 636 nucleotides long. RefSeq names its product protein FANTASTIC FOUR 1-like. NCBI's taxonomy places the organism in Eukaryota, Viridiplantae, Streptophyta, Magnoliopsida, Malvales, Malvaceae. The record is from RefSeq and is a predicted model, not a curated record. The transcript has a single exon. The coding region runs from base 1 to 636 and encodes 211 amino acids.
AUGGCUGUCUGUGGGAGCAUUCACCACAUCUUCGAAAACCCAUCACCAGAAAACCCUACCCUGCUCGAAUCCCUCUCUUCAUGGAACCAAAUCAAACCCGUUGAGCAGCCUGCGUUCACUGAAAUCUUCGGCGAGCUUCAUUUCAAAGAAAAUAUAUGUGUUCCCCAGUCUUCUUCUUCCCAUGAAAAUUAUGAGAAGAGUGAAGGGUUUUCAUGGAGCUCGGAGAGUCUUCAGUUAUGCACCGAAGGGCUCGGUUUCGAGAGCUCCGGUGAUGUUGAAGACAUGAAACAGGAAUGGGAAAAUAAAACGAUGACGACCACCAUCAAGCAUUCGAUGGAGAAUCUGUACGGUGAACUGAAGCGGUCAAGGGGAAGUGGCGGCGGCGGAGGAUUUCCACCACCGAUUUCGUGCAUAGGGAAAAGUGGGAAGCCAUGUUUUUGCUUCAAGUCUUACAGGGAAGACGGGAGAUUUGUGCUGGAACAGGUGAGGGUUCCCACCCAGGAAUUCUUGCAUGCUUGUAGGGAAGAUGGGCGUUUGAAGCUGCGAUUUGUGCAGCCAAAUGAUGAUGAAGUUUUGGAAGAUGAAGAAUUUGAGGAAGAAGAUGAAGGAGGAGCAGCGCAAAAGCAAGACUCGUAA